Molecule: messenger RNA, 1302 nt
Organism: Fusarium subglutinans
Lineage: Eukaryota; Fungi; Ascomycota; Sordariomycetes; Hypocreales; Nectriaceae
Exons: 5
Coding region: 1-1302 (433 amino acids)
Source: RefSeq, a predicted model, not a curated record
AUGCGGUUCCUUUCUGCAUUUUCCCUACUUCUGUCUGUUGCGUCUGCGGCGAAAGUCAGCCUUUCUUUCAUUCUAGACGCAGAAGAAGACAUGUCUUCUCUGGUUAUCUAUCGCAGAAAUGGGGGCGUCCUUAUGGGGAGAUGUGGUAGAACUAUCAAUUCUACUGUGCCCAUUGACUUUUCUCAAGUUACAGUCAAUGGUGAAGGCGCAAUACCGCCAUAUGGGAACUAUGACGAGGAGAGCACUUCAAUCAUACCCAUUACAAGCGGGAACUUCACAGUUGGGAAGGCUACCUACGCGAUUCAUCCCAAUCCUGUGUUUUCAGGAGGCCCUUCAUGCAAGACAGAUGUUGACCCUGUCAACAACCGGAUCUCUAUUUACUGCAAGAGGUUGUAUUGGGAUCAUACAGACAUCAUGCCGGAAAAUAAGACGGUCGACACUGAUUGCUUUGGCCCUUACCCCCCGGUAAAGGGGGAGCGAGAUCCGGACUAUUACCCUGGGAAUGGGAAACGGCCCUUUUACAAGAGAAACUCGAUGCUCGAGCCGGACUAUUCUCCAGGGAAUGAGACACAGCCCUUUUACAAAAGAGACUUGAUGCUCAAAAUGGGUCGCCGUUGUCCCAAGAAGAAAGAAAAGCCCGUAAUUACAAGUCUUGACGGUGCUGGAUGGCCUCACCAGAGGUACCUCUUCGAGCAGAUCUCCGAAGUUGUGCACUGUGGCCAUAACCAAACCUGUUGUGCUAGUAGUGAUACGUCAAAGGCCAUAGCCUACGGAGUCUCAAUGAUGGCGUCGGUUGGUAUCAAUGUGGGUGUCAAAGCUCCACAGGAUACGGUUGGAGUAAAUCUCGAUUUCAGCGUAACCUGGGGUCUUUCGGUUACGAAAACCUGGACAAUAGGGAAUUCGUAUACUUGCCACGGUAAGGAAGGUGAUACAGUCUGCGUCUGGUACAAGGUUGCCCACACUGCAAUUACCGUUCGAAAUCAAAGGCCUGCUAGAAGGCACGAUAAGUUACGUGGCAUAAAAACUCAACCUUAUGGUAAGCAAAUGGUUGUGGCCGCCCCUAAUCGAAGGAAUGAGGGUGGUGGGGUUGUCUGCAAAUACAACGAUGAAUGCAAAUCAUUGGGUGAUACGUACUGGGACUGCUACGGUACGGAAGAUCCCCAUUUUAGGUACUGUCCACCUCUUGGAUACCCACCAAAAUUGGAUCCAGCAGACGGUCCUCUACCGCAGGAUUCGGAGUCAAUGGCUAUAAAGAGGGACAGGGAAGAGAAAAAGAAAAAGAUGAUAGCAGCUAAAGGAUGA